This is a messenger RNA of Calidris pugnax (ruff), 468 nucleotides long. Its product is annotated as cGMP-dependent protein kinase 1-like. Bases 1 to 468 code for a protein of 155 amino acids. NCBI's taxonomy places the organism in Eukaryota, Metazoa, Chordata, Aves, Charadriiformes, Scolopacidae. The record is from RefSeq and is a predicted model, not a curated record. The transcript has 4 exons.
AUGGACGAGCGGUUGCGGGAGCUGCGGCUGCGGGAGGAGCGGACGUUCCUGCGGAGCGUGGUGCGGGGGGAGCCCGCCGAGCAGCCCCCCGACCGGCGGGAGAGCCGGACCCCGGCCAUCGUCCCCGAGCCCUUGGCCAGCGACGCCGCCCUCUGCGUGCCCGGUAGCCCCAAGUCGCGCAGGGACCUGGAGCUGAUCGGGGAGGCGGUGGGACGCAACGAGUUCCUGCGGCGACUGGGCGAGGGCUGCCCCGAGACGCUGGCCCAGAGCCUGGCCCCGGUCCGGCACGGCCCCGGCCACACGGUGCUGGCCGAGGGCGACGAGGGGACCACCAUGUACAUCGUGGCGGAGGGCCAGCUCAGCGUCAGCCAGCGGGGCCGGCAGCUCCGCACGCUGGGGCCGGGGGACGUCUUCGGGGAGCUGGCCAUCCUCUACCACUGCCGGCGCACCGCCACCGUGCGGGAAUGA